Molecule: messenger RNA, 1695 nt
Organism: Drepanopeziza brunnea f. sp. 'multigermtubi' MB_m1
Lineage: Eukaryota; Fungi; Ascomycota; Leotiomycetes; Helotiales; Drepanopezizaceae
Source: RefSeq, a predicted model, not a curated record
AUGCCUCCUCCUGCCGCUACUAUCAUGGGCUACGAUCCUUACCGGCUUACUUCGUCUAACCGCUUUAACUGGGACUCGGCUCAAAACGCCAUCUUUCGCGAUUACUGCACGCAAUUCCCGACGUCCGCGGCUCGCCGUAUGAAUAUUCGAUCUUUGGUAUACGAGCUCGGCUUCGGUCCGUACUGUCUUAUCGAGACGAAUGCCGGAGCUAUCGUCGGUGAUUUAAUCCAAACCAAGGUGCUUUCGAAAGCCUUGCGCACUACCGGCUAUAGCGAGCCACCAUCCGAAGACCGAGAAGAAGAGAGUUUUGUCGCCGACGCCGAAGACAUCGAUACCGAAAUGAACAUGAGAAUCGGCGCAGCCCAACCUCAGCAGCGAUUUCUCUCAUCGCCAUCGCCUUUCCCUCCAUCUCCUCUACCUUCUCCAUCUCCUCCACCAACUCCUCCUAUGCAAACUCUAAGCCAGACCCAAACCGACCUCCAAGCUCUUCUAGCUAAAAUUGCGCUGCUCGAGUCGCAGGUCGCCAAUACCGCGGCUGAGCCGGCCCGCAAGCCCAGAGCCAAGAAGCCGAUGCUAAGUCGAGGAUCGACCGCCCCGCCCACCGCCGCCGCCCCUCUCGAUCUCGACCCCAGUCCUCGCACGGUCAUGCAUACGCCGGCCACCACCUUGCCCACCAACAUGGAUACUACGGCCACUACGGCCACUACGGCCAUUUCCAACACAGCAGCCAACCUAAUCAACUCGGCCAAUCAAGCAGCCAGCCCAUCUCCUCCGCCUUCGUACUCUCAUCCACCUAUCACCACCCGUCUCGGUCUCGGUCCUGAGUAUACGAAAGAGAAUGACUAUUACGACGGCGGCAAUAAUAUCGCGAACCGACAUCUCCAUUUCAUCCUUCCGGCUACGGUCGAUCAAGUAGCAGCACAUGCACAAGUACAUGCCCAUCCUCGCUACGCUUCUGCACCUAGGAAAUUCGAAGCUAACGCAUUCGGAGCCGAUGGACUCAAACUUGCUGAACGUGCUGAUGGACACGCUGGACACGCUGGACACGCUGGACACGCUGGAAAUGCUGGACAUGCUGGAAAUGCUGGGAAUGCUGGGAAUGCUGGGAAUGCUGGACACGCUAAACACGCCAAACACGCCGACAAUGCUGCACCCGCUCGACCCGACGCCGCCGCCCCUCUCCCUGCUUCUGCAUCGACCUUUACUUUUAGUGCCCGUCCUACCCCCACCCCCGCAACCACCAACACGCGCACCACUCGCUCCGCCAUGAAAGCCAAGGCGGCCUCUGCCCAGCCCGAGCCCGAGCCCGAGCCCGCACUCGCAUCGACAUCCGCAUCCGCAUCCGUCCCACCCGCAAUUAAACGUGCAUCCACCCCCGGACUCGCAGCUGCACCGAAGCCACCUGCGGCCAGCACGAAACCACGCCGUACUCCGACCCGCUUCAAUACCAAUCACGGCGUCGGUGUCGGCAUCGACCUGAGUACCGCCGCUGCUCUGUCCCAGAUGCGCGUCCAGAUUGAGCAGCUCGUCGAGGCUAGCAAGAAGCAGAUGGCUGCGAACCCAAGCGCUAAGGUUGAGACGGGGAAGGGAAAGCAGAAGAAAGAGGUAAGCCAGGAAGAAGACGAUGAGGCGGAGACGACGGAUAUUAGCGACUUUGAAUGGGAGGAAGUGGGUAUGUAUGCGACUAUGGACUAA